CCACAGAUUAGUAUAACUUUCGCCCUCGAAGAGAGCAUGCGAGCUCAUCAAUACGUGGCUGCUUUGGCGGCAUUCAUCACUUGUGUCCACGGCAUGGGCAUAACGGUGCCUGGCACCAAAUGGUGUGGUCCCGGCAAUACAGCAGAGAACUUCGACGAUCUGGGUAUUGAAGUGGAACUCGAUACGUGUUGUCGAGCUCAUGACAACUGUGAGCAAAGGAUCUUACCUAAUGAGCAACGCUACGGUCUUAGUAACAUCGGUGUGUUUCCGAUCUUCUCUUGUGGUUGCGAGGCUGCCUUUCGUCAGUGCCUCGUCAUGUUGCACAAUAUGCAGUCAGCUGCUUUGGGUCGUAUUUAUUUCAGUACCACAAGUGUUUGCUUUGCCCAUGGACCGCCCACCGUGUCGUGCGAGGAGCAGCAGUGGGACUUAUUUAAGAAGCGCUGCAAGAGCUACAAGGAGGAUAAUUCACAACCAAGUCGCUGGCAAUUCUACGAUUUGCCAUUCUAUACUCAUCUUACCGAGGAGGAUCUGCAGCAGACUGCGGCAAAUAAUCAGAUCGAUUGAAGCUUCAUCAUUUAUUUAUAAAUAAAUACUAUGUAAUAGUAUAUAAAUAGACGAUACAUAAUAAUCCAUAUUCUAUAUUUGUGGAUUUAUUUACAGUGAUU
Messenger RNA from Drosophila albomicans, 665 nucleotides. RefSeq names its product phospholipase A2-like. Bases 37 to 564 code for a protein of 175 amino acids. The record is from RefSeq and is a predicted model, not a curated record. The transcript has 2 exons. Lineage: Eukaryota; Metazoa; Arthropoda; Insecta; Diptera; Drosophilidae. Gene Ontology annotation, biological process: arachidonate secretion; phospholipid metabolic process.